AGGGCCAUCUUUAGUGUAACGCAGCCUCUCAGCCGAGAUCUGAACCUCCAGCGACGACCAUGGCGUCUACUGAGAUAGCAAGGCAAGCGGGUGAAGGCGCUCGUGCGGUUCCCCUGUCUGGCCAUGUUGGCUUUGACAGCAUGCCUGACCAGCUGGUCAACAAGUCUGUAAACCACGGGUUCUGCUUUAACAUCCUCUGUGUUGGUGAGACUGGUCUGGGAAAAUCCACUUUAAUGGACACUUUAUUCAACACAAAGUUUGAAGGUGACCCAACGCAGCACAACCAGCCAGGAGUCACACUCAAGUCAAACACCUAUGAAUUGCAGGAGAGCAACGUGCGUCUUAAACUCACUGUAGUCAAUACAGUGGGCUUUGGGGACCAGAUCAAUAAAGAAGACAGCUACAAGCCCAUAGUGGAAUUUAUUGAUGCACAGUUUGAAGCAUAUCUUCAGGAGGAGCUGAAAAUAAAGCGGACGCUACACAGUUACCAUGACAGCCGCAUCCAUGCUUGCUUGUACUUCAUUGCACCUACUGGACACUCUCUCAAGUCUCUGGACCUGGUCACUAUGAAGAAACUGGACAGUAAGGUUAAUAUUAUCCCCAUAAUUGCCAAGUCUGAUGCUGUCUCUAAGAGUGAGCUGGCUAAAUUCAAAAUCAAAAUCACCAGUGAGCUAGUCAGCAACGGAGUGCAAAUCUACCAGUUUCCCACUGAUGACGAGUCUGUGGCUGAGAUCAACUCUACAAUGAAUAGCCAUUUGCCAUUUGCUGUGGUGGGAAGCACAGAGGAGGUGAAGAUUGGGAACAAGAUGGUGAAGGCCAGGCAGUACCCCUGGGGGACAGUCCAGGUCGAAAAUGAGAAUCACUGUGACUUUGUUAAGCUACGGGAAAUGCUGAUCAGAGUAAACAUGGAGGACUUGCGGGAGCAGACACAUGCACGUCACUAUGAGCUCUACCGCCGCUGCAAACUGGAAGAGAUGGGCUUCAAAGACACAGACCCGGACAGCAAACCCUUUAGUCUCCAGGAAACCUAUGAGGCAAAGCGAAAUGAGUUUAUGGGUGAGCUGCAGAAAAAGGAGGAAGAAAUGAGGCAGAUGUUUGUCCAGAGAGUGAAGGAAAAGGAGGCGGAGCUAAAGGAGGCUGAGAAGGAGCUGCAUGAAAAGUUUGACCGUCUGAAGAAACUCCAUCAAGAUGAGAAGAAGAAGCUGGAGGAAAAGAAGAAGUCUUUGGAUGACGAGCUCAACAUGUUCAAACAGAAAAAGACUGCGGCAGAACUACUGCUCAACCAGGCCCAGCAGGCAGGGGCAUCUACCACACUUAAGAGGGACAAAGAGAGGAAAAAUAAUCCAUGGCUCUGCACUGAGUAGGUCCUUGGUCCUGACCAGACGCACUGUGGACACAUCGUUAAUCUUUACCCUGCUUUACCUUAAAUGGGUCUCGUAUUGUACCGUGUGUUGCUUGUAUAACUUACACUUGCACAAUUCAAGGUUUGCUUCCUCAUGCACUUAAUAAUAUAUCUCUUGCCACUAACAUCAUCCUCUUUCAGUUUCCUAUUACCUGUCAUUGUGUAACACAAUGCAACAUCACAGGAUUCUUGGUUUUCCUGGUGUUAGUAUAGGAUACAAGGGACACUUUGAGUCCAUGCAGAUAAAAAUCAAGCCCAUAUCCAUCUUUCUUUUUCUCAAACUAAAACUUCAGGCUUGGCUUCUCUAACCUCUGUAUUUCUGUCUUUUUGUCUCUCUUUAGCUUCUUUUAAACUGUCUUGAUCGCUUGAAGACGGGAUAACAUCUUCAGCAAGAAUCAAACAUCGUUAACUCCUUCCUGCUUUUUUCACUGUGAUCACUUGUUUAUUUCCCCAUUGCAUUGUUAAUCGUUAAUCAUGGCCUUAUGUGGUUCGCAUGGUAUUCUUAAAUACCUUAUGAACUUGGCACCAAUAAUGUCUUUUCCACAUAUGGUCAUCAUUACAUAUUACCUUGGUAAAAGAAUAUUGAUCUGCUCUGAUCACAUAUUGCCAUCUGAACUCUUGUUAAUGAGAGUAAUGCAUCACCACAACAUUGAAUGAAAGAGGAAAGCACUUAAUGCACUAAGUAGGAAUUAUACAGUAUUAUCUUUUCUGUUCUUUAGCAUAUAUUUAGAAUACUUGGUGACAUUAAUACCAUGCGCAUAAUGACAAUAUGUAAAAGAGGAAAACCAUAAUCAUGUCCAAACCAAAGCAAUAUGUUUGUUAUAAGUUCUCUGAGGUGCCAGAGUUUGGUUACCGUUGAUACCAUGGGUGUCACAUGAAAAAGGCCUUUUUUUAAACUUUGUGCUUUAAUAAUUGCUUCUUUUUUUUUCUUUUUUUUUACAUCUUUUUUUGCAUGUGCAUUACUUAACACGCCUUGCUUUGAACACUUGUUUUCAACCCUUGACAACAUGCAGUCUUAAUUUAAGUACCAUAUUGUUUAGAUGGUGAAUUUUACUGUAUAUUAGUUAUAACUUACCCCCGAUUUCAACCUUUUUGCCAAAUAUUAGUAAAAUUAAGUGAAUUGAAUCCCAGAUUUCAGUAUUGAGGUAUACUUAUGCAUUUAUAUAAUUUAUAAGGAUAUAUUUUGUGUAUUGAAGUGAAUACUUGUUGUUUAUUACCUAUGAUCUUUAGAUGUUUUUUUCAGAGUGUUAAGUAACAUUUGGUGUCAAAAGUUACAUUUCUUCAAGUAUCAGUCAUCACCUUUAAUAUUCAAACCUACCACAUUACAUUAACUCAGUUAAGUGUGUUACUCAAGUUUGAUUCUAUUAUUGUACAUUUUCAAUAAAAUAUUGAUUAAAAAACAAUAAUUCUU
Messenger RNA from Periophthalmus magnuspinnatus, 2813 nucleotides. RefSeq names its product septin 6 (gene septin6). Gene Ontology annotation, molecular function: molecular adaptor activity; GTPase activity; GTP binding. Bases 60 to 1364 code for a protein of 434 amino acids. The transcript has 10 exons. The record is from RefSeq and is a predicted model, not a curated record. Gene Ontology annotation, cellular component: cell division site; microtubule cytoskeleton; septin ring. NCBI's taxonomy places the organism in Eukaryota, Metazoa, Chordata, Actinopteri, Gobiiformes, Gobiidae. Gene Ontology annotation, biological process: cilium assembly; cytoskeleton-dependent cytokinesis.